Messenger RNA from Macrosiphum euphorbiae (potato aphid), 1872 nucleotides. The record is from the annotation of a GenBank genome assembly. NCBI's taxonomy places the organism in Eukaryota, Metazoa, Arthropoda, Insecta, Hemiptera, Aphididae.
AUGGCCGAUACGCUAGUGUCAUUAGCUGGUGCGCGCAGUGAUGUAUGGAAGUCAUUUGGUUUUAAAGUUGACGAUAGUGGUGUAAUAAUAAAUCAUAAAAAAGUUACUUGUCGUAAUUGUUUACUGGCAAUAGGAUAUUCUGGUAACACUUCCAAUUUAAAAUCACACUUGCAACAAUGCACAAAAGGCAAGUCUGAAUCUAAAAUAUCCAUUUCGACAUUUUUUACCAGUUCCAAGUCCAAAUUAUCAUCCAAUAGUAAACGCCACAAAGAGCUCACUAAAGGUCUAUUGAACUUUGUUGUGAGAGAUGUACGGCCCUUCAAUCUUAUUGAAGGAAAAGGAUUUAGAGCGUUCAUGAAUUUGGCUGUUCCAGAAUAUGUAGUACCCAGUAACGCAACCAUAACAAGGCUAUCCGAUCAUAUUACAUCAAAAGAAAAACUAAACUUUAAAACCCAUCUUAAAAAUAUCCCUCAUAUUUGCCUAACAAUUGAUUUUUGGACAUCACGUGCCGUCAAUAGUUAUCUUGGUGUUACAUGUCAUUUUAUUGAAAAUUGGAAGCUAAAAAGUAGAGUUUUAGAGACAGUAAAUAUUGAAGAAUCCCACACAUCCUUAAACAUAGUAAAAAAUCUCAAAACAAUUAUAAAUGAUUAUUGGGAAAUGGAUGGCAGAGUUUGUGCAAUAGUCUGCGAUAAUGCACCAAAUAUGACAAAGGCGGUACGACAUUUAGAACAUGUGAAUUUAGUCAGGUGUUCUGCUCAUAGCAUACAACUGGCUAUAAAUUAUGGGCUUAAAGACGAAUCAAUUACAGAUCUUCUCAUAACUCUUCGUAAAAUAGUUGGACAUUUUCAUAGAAGUGCGGUGGCUCAACACAAUCUUGAACAAGAACAGGACAAGCUUCAGAUUCCAAAAAGUAAAUUGGUGCAAGAUUGCAUUACCAGAUGGAACUCUACUCAUGACAUGAUGGGUAGUUUAACUAAAAACCGUGAAGCAGUAAAUAAUUGUUUGAGAAGUAAUCCUAAGACCGAAGAAUGGUAUAUAACAGUAAGUCAAAAUGAUACCAUGACUGACCUUAUAAAUAUUUUGGAGCCAUUCAAAACAGCUACUGAAAUUCUUGGCGGUGAUAAGUAUGUCACUUUAUCGAUUGUUGGGAGAUUGUUUAAAAAUUUGAUUAGUUCUCUUGAAUGUAUUCAAACAGACAGUGUUACUAUAAAGGAUAUAAAGUUACUCAUAAGCUCUGAUCUUAAAAAAAGGCAAGAUAAAAUGGGAGAUAUUAUACAUAAAGCUGCUGCCUUAGACCCACGUUAUCGAAGUUUAAAAUAUCUGUCAGAAGAAGACAGUCAAAACACAUGGGCAUCACUUGAAACAGAAUUAUUAGAAAAUACAGUCAACUACAAUGAAAAUGAAAAACAGCCAUGCACAUCACAGUGCUCUGUGGAAGAAAGAGAAGAUACAGUUGAUCAACCUAGAAAUAAAAAAAUGAAAAAAAGUCACUCUUUACUUGCAGACAGUGAUGAUGAAGACAGCCAUGAUGAAGAUGAAGAUAUGGCAGAUGAAGGUCUUCAGCAACUGAAACGGUACAGACAGUAUGCAGAAAUUGUCCCAAAAAAUAUUGACCCCUUAGUUUGGUGGAAAGCUAACUCCUACAAAUUUCCUGUUAUUGCCAAGUUGGCAAGGAAGUAUCUGUGCAUUGUAGCCACAAGUGUUCCUAGUGAACGACUGUUUAGCCAAGCCGGGCAAGUUGUAUCACAGAAAAGAGCAAGAUUGAUGCCAAGCAGGGUAAAUGAUUUACUAUUUCUCAAUUCAUUCUUGAGGACAGAAGAAUCAAUUAAUGAUGAAGAGUUUAAGUAUGAAGAAACUGAAGAGAAUAUCUAG